Molecule: messenger RNA, 579 nt
Organism: Suhomyces tanzawaensis NRRL Y-17324
Lineage: Eukaryota; Fungi; Ascomycota; Pichiomycetes; Serinales; Debaryomycetaceae
Gene: PHO88
Product: Pho88p
Exons: 1
Coding region: 1-579 (192 amino acids)
Biological process (GO): protein targeting to ER
Cellular component (GO): mitochondrion; endoplasmic reticulum
Source: RefSeq, a predicted model, not a curated record
AUGAAUCCAGCUAUCACCAACUUGGGCUUGAUGCUCGUCAUGAUGCAAGUCUCCCGUAAAUUGGACUUGGAAGACCCAGACAUCUUGUUCUACGUCAGAGCUUUCUACAUCUCCUGUCAAGCCAUCACCUUGGGGGUCUACUUGUUCACCAGAUUCAAGAUCAACUCCAAGAACGACUUGACCACCUUGAAGUUCGUCGAACCAGCAAACCCUAUGUCUGGUGAGACCCAGCCAAAGGCUGUGGUCACCACCGUCAAGGAGUACGACUUGAAGCAAGUCGACUCCCAGAUCAAGAGUGUGUUCAGCUCGUUGGCCAUGAUGGGUUUCAUGCACAUCUACAUGAAGUACACCAACCCAUUGGUCAUGCAGUCCAUCUCAACCGUCAAGUCUGGUUUGGAAUCCAACAUCGUCAAGAUCCACCUUUUCGGCACCCCAGCCUCUGGUGACUUGAAGAGACCAUUCAAGUCCGCCCCUGGCUUCUUGCAAGCCUUGACUGGUGGUGUUGACUCGGUCAAGACCGACAAGCACACUGUUGAGAGUGUCGAGACCGCUGGUACCGGUGGUAUCAAGGAAGAUUAG